Oikopleura dioica is the source of this 612-nucleotide messenger RNA. The record is from the annotation of a GenBank genome assembly. NCBI's taxonomy places the organism in Eukaryota, Metazoa, Chordata, Appendicularia, Copelata, Oikopleuridae.
AUGACGUCCGAUCAAGAAGCUAUGACUAUGCGAGCUAACCAGCUCACGGAUGAGUCCUUGGACGCAACCAGGAGAAUGGUGGCUCAAAUGGAAGAAUGUCAGGAUUAUGGCAUCAGAACUCUGGUAGCACUUGAUGAGCAGGGCGAACAACUGGAACGUAUAGAAGAUGCUAUGAAUACGGUAAAUAAAGACAUGCGCGAUGCAGAAAAGAACCUGGCUGGUCUGGAGAAAUGUUGCGGUCUAUGUGCGUGUCCUUGGCAAAAGGGGAAAACACCUCCAAAAGACGACGAAUACAAAAGGAUCUGGAAGAAGAAUCAGGACGGGAAGGUUGUUUCCAGUCAGCCGAUGAAUGUUGCUGAUGACAGAAAUGCGGUAACAAUCGGCGGACCGAUGAUAAAGAGAGUCACCAAUGAUGCACGCGAAGAUGAGAUGGAGGAAAAUCUCGGACAGGUUUCAUCAUGCAUCAACAACCUGAAACAUAUGGCCUUGGAUAUGAACAACGAAAUCAACUCGCAAAACGUUACUGUGGAAAGGCUCAACGCGAAGGUGCACAACAACAACGACCGUAUCAAGGCUGCUAACCAGCGUGCUAUUACUCUAUUGAACAACUAA